UUAGGGGUGUCCAGGCAAUUCGUUCCAUACUUCCAUCCGUUAGGGAAUUACGGUGCAGCAGAGACACGAUCAGAGGGCAAUGCAGUUUUGACGACCAGCAUACGAGGACGACGACCUCUUCGCCUCUUUUAGCUUCGUCUCUCUUCCGCCUCCGCCGCCCCGCUCUCUCUCGCGCACCUUUCUUUCUUCCUUUCUCUGUGCGUUCGUUUCUUUCUUCGCGUGCUCUCUGCUGCGCGCAAGAAUCAAAAGGCGCCACUAGCGAGCGUCGCGUCUUAAGGGAGCGGGGGCAAAUUAAAGCGAGGCGGUCGGGCGAGCAGUCUUCGCGGCAAUCUUUGCGAAUCCUCGAGAGAUUCUGUUCCCUCCUUGUUGCUUUUUCUGCGUAGGGGGAGCACAAGAAUUUGUUGACCGGGAGGGGGUUUGGCUAGGGUAGGCAUGGAGGAAGACGCUGAGGAGAUGCAGGUGGAGAGGCUGCACGAGGACGCCGAGAUUGGGGGCGCCGACACGGACAAGCUCAGCUACGAGAUUUUCUCCAUCCUCGAGAGCAAGUUCCUGUUCGGGUACACGGACCCGCACCAGCUGUGGCUGCCCAAGCCGCCGGCGCAGGCGUCGGCGGCGAUGGCCGUUACGGGGGGCAAGGCGGCGCAGCGGGGGAAGGUGUGCGUGCUGUGCGUGGAUGGCGGCGGCGGCGGGUUACGCGCGCUGCUCGCCGGCCGCGCGCUCGCGCACCUUGAGGCGGCGCUCCAGCGGGCGUCCGCGGACCCCAGCGCCCGCGUCGCGGACUACUUCGACCUCGCCGCCGGUACGGGGGCGGGCGGCGUCUUCGCCGCGAUGCUGUUCUCGACGCACUCGCGGGGCGCCCCGCUGUUCCGCGCCGAGGACACCUGGCGCCUGGUGGCCGACCACGCGCCCAGGCUCUUCCGGAGGCCCGCGAGCUCCAGCUCCUUCUUCUGCCGCGCCAGGAAGCGGCCCCUGGCCGCGCCGACGGCGGCGCUGCACGCGGCCAUGAAGGCGGCGUUCGGCGAGGAGCUCACCCUGCGGGACACAAUCAAGCCCGUGCUCAUCUCCUGCUACGACCUCAAGUCGUCGGCGCCGCUGCUCUUCUCCCGCGCCGACGCCCUGGAGAGCGAGAGCUACGACUUCCGCCUCUGCGAGGUGGGGCGCGCGGCCUGGUCGGAGCCCGGCCGCUUCGAGCCGGCCGAGGUGGCGUCCGUGGACGGCGCGACCUCCUGCGCCGCCGUGGACGGCGGGCCCACCACGGGCAGCCCGGCGGCCGCGGCCAUCACGCACGUGCUGCACAACAAGCACGAGUUCCCGUUCGUGCGCGGCGUCGAGGACCUCCUCGUGCUCUCCAUCGGCGGCUGCUCCGGCGGCGGUGGCUCUGGAGCCGCGGCCGACGCCGACGUCCUGCGCAUGCGCCGCUGGGGCGCCAAGGAGUGGGCGCGCCCCAUCGCCCGGAUCGCGGCCGACGGCGCCGCCGACCUCGUGGACCAUGCCGUCGCGCGCGCCUUCGGGCAAUGCCAUUCGUCCAACUACCUGCGCAUUCAGGCGAAACGGGAGAGCAUGCCGCCGUGCGGGCCGGACGGGGAGUACGAGCCGACGCCCGCGAACGUGCACGCGUUGCUGGCCGCGGCGGACGAGACGCUGAAGCAGCGGAACGUGGAGUCGGUGCUCUUCGAGGGGAGGCGGAUCGGGGAGCAGACCAACGCGGAGAAGCUGGACUGGUUCGCGGCCGAGCUCGUCGCCGAGCAUCGCAGCAGGGGAUCCCGGAUCGCGCCCACCGUCGCGUUCAAGCAGUCGCCGCGGAAGCCGCCGACGCUGGGCUGAGAGCCGGUGGCUGUGGUGGAGCAACAAAAGGACAUGUAGGCCUCCCUCGCUUCGUCCCUUGCUUUGGUUGGAAUUUCUGCUGCACUUUUUACGUGGCAGUUGUCAGCGAGGCAUGGCCACCGGAAACUCCAAGGGGAGAAAAAUAUAUGAAACGGACAUCUAUGAGAUACAUAUUCGAAGCUUCAUGUCUACUUUUUCAGUAGUAGAUAUGUAGCUACUACCUAUCUUGCAGAAUCAUGUUGUCCCUGCCAUUGUUCGACAUACCUCGAUGUAGGUGUUUGAAUUGUGGUAUGAUCUGCUGACUGAAAGACAGUGGACACAACAACGAUUGUACUGCUGCCUGCGCUUCUGCAUUGCAGGCCUUCGGCUCUCCGAAUAAAGAAAUAAAAUCUCCGUAGCGCUAUUUAUUUGCUGAA
Messenger RNA from Brachypodium distachyon (stiff brome), 2240 nucleotides. Its product is annotated as patatin-like protein 7. The transcript is spliced from 2 exons. The record is from RefSeq and is a predicted model, not a curated record. Gene Ontology annotation, biological process: lipid metabolic process. NCBI's taxonomy places the organism in Eukaryota, Viridiplantae, Streptophyta, Magnoliopsida, Poales, Poaceae. Bases 433 to 1824 code for a protein of 463 amino acids.